Molecule: messenger RNA, 2159 nt
Organism: Jatropha curcas
Lineage: Eukaryota; Viridiplantae; Streptophyta; Magnoliopsida; Malpighiales; Euphorbiaceae
Product: phosphoadenosine phosphosulfate (PAPS) reductase family protein
Biological process (GO): FAD biosynthetic process
Molecular function (GO): FMN adenylyltransferase activity
Source: RefSeq, a predicted model, not a curated record
ACAGAGGAAAAUCCCCACCAUUUCUUUUUAUGCUUCUUUAGAUAAACAAUCUAUGGAGAACACGCCUCUCACCCUUUAUAAGGUCCAAAACAUCGCUCUCUUCCAUUUGCUUCCAUUUCAACAAAAACCCAGAAGCUUAAAAAAAUAAAAGAAGGAAACUUGAAGACUCAUACUUUUUGUUUGUCUUUGGAGUCCAUUGUAGUUAGGAGAGUGCAUGGAGAUCGACAAAGCAAUUGGAGAAAGUGAUGAUAAAAGGCUCAAAACCAAAUACAACAAUGCCAUCCAUAUUAUUCAAAGAGCUCUCGCUCUGUACUCUAUUGAGGAGGUUGCAUUCAGUUUUAAUGGAGGAAAGGAUUCAACGGUUUUGCUGCAUCUGCUUAGGGCUGGCUAUUUUUUGUAUAAAGGGGGACAUAGCUGUUCUAAUGGGGGUUUGAAUAGUUUCCCAAUUCGAACAAUAUAUUUUGAAAGUUCUUCUGCUUUCCCUGAAAUCAAUUCAUUUACCCAUGAUACAGCCUCCAGCUAUGGUUUGCAACUGGAUAUCAUCAGCUCAGAUUUCAAAUCUGGAUUGGAAAAUCUAUUAAAGGCUAAUCCCAUUAGAGCUAUUUUCCUUGGUGUUCGAAUUGGUGACCCUACAGCGGUAGGUCAAGAACAGUUCUCUCCUAGUUCGCCUGGUUGGCCACCUUUUAUGAGGGUGAAUCCUAUCUUGGAUUGGUCUUACAGGGAUGUUUGGGCCUUUCUUUUGACCUGCAAAGUCCAGUAUUGCAGCCUUUAUGAUCAGGGAUAUACUUCAAUAGGGAGCAUACAUGACACUGUACCAAAUUCAUUGCUGUGUAUCAAUGACUCCAGUUGCAAGAAAAAAUUUAAACCUGCAUAUUUGCUUGCUGACGGAAGAUUAGAAAGAGCAGGAAGAGUUAAAAAGUUGUCUUCUCCCUUGAACACGCGUUUUCCUUCUGUUAGUGAUCUCCCAGACAGUGUGGACUCACAUAACAACAGUACGCUUGUAGCCUCAGUGAUUGCUGUAGGGGAUGAGAUUCUGUCUGGCACUGUUGAGGAUCAAUUGGGACCUUCUUUGUGUAGAAAGCUCCAUUCCAUUGGUUGGUCAGUAUCACAAACUGCUAUUGUCCGAAAUGAUAUUGAUUCUGUGGCUGAAGAAGUUGAGCAACAUAAAUCUACCAAUGAUAUGGUAUUUAUAUACGGAGGGGUAGGUCCAUUGCUCUCUGAUGUUACCUUAGCAGGUGUUGCAAAGGCUUUUGGGGUUCGCCUGGCUCCCGAUGAAGAAUUUGAAGAAUAUCUUAGGCAUCUUAUAGGUGAUCAUUGCACUGGCGAUCGAAAUGAGAUGGCUUUGUUGCCUGAAGGCAUCACUGAUCUACUGCAUCAUGAAAAGCUGCCAGUCCCUAUGAUUAAGUGCCAGAAUGUAAUCAUUCUUGCUGCAACAAACAUUGCCGAGCUGGAGAAUGAAUGGGCAUGUUUGACUGAAUCAACAAGAUCUUAUGGCCUACUAGCAAUGAUGGAACCAUUUGUAUCAAAACACUUGGCAACAAACCUUUCAGACGUGGAAAUUGCUCAACCUCUAUCAAAACUUUGCUUUGAAUUCCCUGAUAUUAAUAUUGGGGUUUAUCGCAAAUCUAGAAAUGGUUCUCGUAUAGUCAGUUUUGAAGGCAAGAAGCAAGCAAAAAUUGAUUCAGCUAUAGAAGUAUUAUGCAAGAAGUUCCAUCCAGGGGCAUUUUCAGAAAUUGACUGAGCCUAGUUCUCCUCAUCUAUGUAACUGUUCCCUUGGAAUCUUCAUAACCUGAUAGCUUAUUCAAUAAUUUGUACUUAGCAACACACAUGGAACAGAAGGUCACGGCGUUUGAUCAAAGGAUCAAAUUAAUGGGAAGAUUCUAAUUGACAAGGGGAAGAAAAGCCUAGAAGGAGAUAGAAAGAGGAAACUGCUGCCUCUUAACAGCACAGAGCAAAGGCCUUUUACAUGAGAAACAUAUUCAUUAUGGUUUAAAAGACAUUGUGUCAGCUUUUAGAUAAGAGCUGGAAAAAAUUAAUCAGCUCUGUUCAAGUAUUUAUUGUUGAACAACCUAAGAACAGUUAUUUUUGAAUUAUCAGUUUUAAGUUACUCCAUUUCAGGAGCUAUUUGCUGAAUGCCAAGUGCUACUUAUUUUACCUGA